Rhipicephalus sanguineus (brown dog tick) is the source of this 617-nucleotide messenger RNA. RefSeq lists its product as uncharacterized. The record is from RefSeq and is a predicted model, not a curated record. Lineage: Eukaryota; Metazoa; Arthropoda; Arachnida; Ixodida; Ixodidae. The transcript has 2 exons. The coding region runs from base 291 to 617 and encodes 108 amino acids.
CCGCCGAGAGGAAGAGGACAGCCAAUCGUGAAGCGGAGAGCUUUCCGGAAGUAGACGCGCAUCCUGUGACGUCGGCACGGGGACCGUGAAGCGUUUCUCGCCUUUUAAUAAAUAUAAUUACUUUACAGAAAAUUAUUGUUUUUGCUUCGCAAGCUCAAACACUCUUUCAAACGGCAACAGCUUUGAGUAAUGAUAUUUAAUAAUGUUAGUUUUUUUUUUGACGUCGUCGCUAGAUGGUGUCGCGCACGCGAAAAAAAACAGAGAAAAGUAGCGGCUGACGCAGUUUCAAAAUGUCGUCCCAUCGCAACGUCUGCGUUGGUUCUCGGGUGUCGGAUCGUCAAAAGGAGCUUCUGCUGGCUUUUGUGAAAGAGCACCCACAGAUCGCGACGCUGUCGUGCCCGCUGGAGCCGUCGUUCACGAGGGAGGACCGGGACGACAUGUGGCAGGAGCUGGUAGCGCUUUUGAACGAAGUCCCUGCGCGUAACACCACAGCCUUGCCAAACUCCGAGAGCAGCAGAGCGGCACCGGAGGCGGCCAGAUUACGGGUUACCGCGGCCGCGUCGUGCUUGACAGGGACCGUGCGGGUCGACAGUACGCGAGGCCCAAAGUUCGGGUGA